UUUGAGUAUGAGUAUUGUCUCAAACAAUGGAUCCGGUUUAGAUCAGCAGUUAGCUGGUCUAGAUAUCAAUAAAGACUCGGCCGGUCGGGGUGGCCGGGUGGGGGCCUAUGUGCCCCCACACCGCCGAGACGGUGACGGUGAUGGUGACGGUGACACAGGAAGCAACAGUGGGCGCUCCGACUCCGGCAGGCGCAGCAAGAACUCCGACUAUCGCUCCAAUGACGACGUAAACGGUGGUGGUAGGAGCAGAGGAAACCGAGGAGGAGGAGGAGGCGGCGGCGGAAGGAAUAGCAGAGGUAACCACGACAACGGCUACAAGCGUAGUGACUCUGGCCGUAGUGACUCCCGCAACGGCGACUACAGAAACGGCGGAAACUUCAGGUCCAAUGACAGGGAAUUUGACAGGAGUGACAGCAGAGACAGCUACAGCAGGAGUGACAGUAGAGGAGGGGAAGGAGGGUACAGAGGAGGAGGUAACAGCUACGGUCGCAAAGAUGACCACCGCAGUGACCGCCGUGGUAACAACUCUCGGGAUCGUCUUGUCGCUGAUUGGUCCAAACCCAAACCCAAGAAUGAGGCUCUUGAAAGGGACCUGUUCGGAACUGGAAACACAGGUAUCAACUUCGACAAGUACGAAGACAUUCCUGUUGAUGCGACUGGUAACGAUGUUCCUGAGCCAAUCAAGGAGUUCUCUGACAUUAACCUGGGCGAGAUUAUCCAGGGAAACAUCAAGCUGUCUCAUUACGCCAGCCCCACACCAGUACAGAAAUAUUCCGUUCCCAUUAUCAAGGGAAAGAGAGAUUUGAUGGCAUGUGCUCAGACUGGUUCUGGUAAAACUGCUGCUUUCCUCCUCCCUAUACUUUCCAGGAUCUGUGAAGAGGGUCCUGCCCAACAGACACAGUCAGACAGUGGUAACGGGUACUACAACAGAAGGAGCUCAGCUACCCCUCUUGCUGUUAUCCUGGCUCCAACCAGAGAACUAGCUCUCCAGAUAUACGAGGAAGCCAAAAAGUUUUCGUACCGUUCCCACAUGAGACCUGUGGUAGUGUACGGUGGAGCAGACAUCUCAGGUCAGCUGCAGGAGCUGGGACGAGGUUGUGACGUGCUGGUAGCUACUCCUGGCAGACUUCAGGACAUGCUGGAGCGACACAGGGUCGUGUUGGAGAAAGUCCGGUUUGUUGUCCUUGACGAGGCUGACAGGAUGUUGGACAUGGGUUUCGAGCCUCAGAUCAGAAACAUAGUUGAACAGCGCGGUAUGCCCGGUGUUGGUGUCAGGCAAACUCUCAUGUUCAGUGCUACUUUCCCUAAGGAGAUUCAGAUGCUAGCUCGAGAUUUCCUGGACAACUACAUUUUCUUGGCUGUUGGCCGAGUUGGCUCUACCAGUGAGAACAUCACCCAAAAGAUUGUCUGGGUUGAGGACAAAGAUAAGAGAUCUUUCCUCCUUGACCUCCUGAACGCUGUUGGUAAGUCGCCAGUUGGACCCGAGUGUUUGACAUUAGUGUUUGUUGAGACGAAGAAGGGUGCUGAUUCCCUUGAAUGGUUCUUGUGUCAGGAAAAUUAUCCAGCAGCCUCUAUCCACGGGGACAGGACUCAAUCUGAGAGAGAAGCAGCUCUUCACGCCUUUAAGAGUGGUAACAACCCAAUUCUCGUGGCUACUGCGGUGGCUGCCAGAGGUUUGGACAUUCCCAACGUAAAGCAUGUUAUCAACUACGAUAUGCCCUCUGACAUCGAUGAAUAUGUCCAUCGUAUUGGUAGAACUGGUCGAGUGGGUAACCUGGGUCUUGCGACGUCUUUCUUCAACGAGAAGAACAUGAACAUAGCACGUGAUCUGAUGCAGAUACUCACGGAAUGUGACCAGGAGAUGCCCAGCUGGAUGGACGGGGUGGCAAGAGAACAUUCCAACCGAAAGUCGCACAGAAAGACAUCCAACUUUGGCGGACGUGAUUACCGUUACAAUAGCCGGAACAACAACGACCAUGGCGGCCACGGAGGUGGUGGUGGUGGUGGUGGAGGCGGCGGUGGCGGCGGCGGUAGCGAUCGUGGUCAUGGUGGAGGUGGAGGAGGACACGGUGGUGGAGGACACGGUGGUGGAGGCCAGGGACACGGUGGUGGUGGCGGCGGAGGCGGUGGUGGAGGCCGAAGUAAUUACGGCAACAGCAACAACAACAGUGGAGGAUAUUCGUCGAACUACUCCGCGAAUGCCGGACCCAACGCUACUUCUUGGUGGGACGACUAACUCGACAGUCUACUAACUGUUCUCGUGACGUCACGACGACGUCACCUUUUGCGGUGACGUCACUGUCUGCUCUGAUGACGUCACUGUUUUGCUGUGAUGACGUCAUGCUGUUAUCUUGACGUUGUCACUCUCAAAUGUCCCCUUUUAAAGACACUAGGUGUAGCAUCUGGCCCUCUUACUUCGAGCUAUAUGAGGCCGCACGUGCGAGAGGUGACAUCCUCUCAGAGACAUUGUCACAACGUCACGUGUCCGAAUGUCACGUGUCAGAGCCCGAACCCUGCUCUGUGCAGUGUCUCCACGGCGGUCUUCUUUAUUGUUAGAGUUUACUGUUCCCCGGGCAGGAGAAUAGUUUCCUAAGUUUUUUAGUGAGGUGAUGGGAGGAAAAUAACUCAGUAACUGCAGUUAACUAACUAAUUAACUAAUUAACUGAUUAACAACAGAUACCUCGGUGCUCCACAGUACGAUAAGAUACAGAACAUUAACUGAGUUUUCCCCCUUCACCUCCUCAAAACUUAAAUUUCUUUAUCCUACUCUAUCUGCCCCGACUAAACGGAAGAUGACGUCAUCACACGUGAUAUGACGUCACAGCACGUGAUUUGCGUGUGCCUGUCAUCAGCCGUUUUAGUUACCGUUGGUGCGGUUUAGGAUACAAAUUUAUUCAAUUGUGGUGUGUUUCUUACCAUAUUUUAAUAUCAGUUAUUUUGUGCCGGGAUAUUAAUCCGUGUCCUGAUAUAACAUCAAGAUGGUAUCUAGUUCUUUUCACCAAGAUAUACUAUAUUUCUCACAAUGCAUGUAUGUCGUUCCUCUCCACCCCUUACAAGCUAAAUGUUUCUAUCCUUAUCACAGAGUUCGUUGAUAGGUUACAGUUAUAGGCCGUAAAAAUAUCAGAUUUAAGAAAGUUAUAUUAUGAGUCGGCAUCACAAACUUAAAUGUAUAGUAGCCUUGGCAUUCACAUCUCACAGUAAGUUAGUUACAGCCAAUUUCAAAUCAAUAAAUAGUUGUUUCUUAACCAUUGCACAACCUACUUUAUAGUUUCCACUUGAUAACUUCUACAACAAAGGUUGUGUUGCAUACCAGCCGAUUGAAACUGGUUGUACCGCGGGCACACACACUUAUAUAUUGGUUUUAUUAUAGUAAUAACGUUAUGGUGGUAAUAUCAUUUACAAAAUUGUUUAUUUUCCAGGGGGCGUUGUCCACGUGUUAUUUAAUAGUGUUUCCUUUUUUCGUGAUGGUUUGAUUUUUCGAGUCAACUAUAAAUCUUAAAGUUAAAGACUACUGGUUUGCUGCCAUGGUAGCCUGUUGUUGGUAACUUGUUGUUAGUAACUUGUUGUCAUGGUUACGAUGAAUAAGCUGACUACUAGGUAGUCCCCAUGUGCUUAAUUUAAUAUAUCUGGUAGUUUUAGUCGACUAUUAGCUGUUAAGAAAUUGAUGUUUUAAAUUUAAAUUUGAUUUUAUUGAAAGUGAAACCGCAUAGAUGUUCUCGAUCGGUCGGAAUAUUGGUGAUAAUUACCGCCCCCCAGUGGUUUAAAUUGUAUCGUUGAUUUCAAUUUUAGGGAGUUGAAAACAUUAUAUUAUUAUAAUUUGUUAUAAUAUUAAAAGCUAUCUCUAAUGUAAUACAGGUAUUACUAUAUAGCGUUUACAGAAAAAAGUGUUAUAGUGUUAUAGAUGUUAUUUUUUUAAAUAUGUAAAUAGAACACACCACAAUUUUUAUGACCCGAAAAUGAAGGCUCUCCCCUGGCAAGAUUGGUCUGAUUCUCCGAAAUCGCACAACCAAUUUCCCACCUGUUGGUAUAAUCUGCCAGAGAACGAGAGCUCUGAUCGUACGAAGUUUUACGUUCGGGUGUUAGUUAUGAUCAUGGGCCCACAAAACGGUGGUUGCAGCCUGAAAACUCGAACCACCCACUUGUACGCUACCAUGAUGAUGUUGUAAUAUUUCGGGCUUUCUCUUCUGCCCGGAAAUCUACCUGAUUAAUAAUUCUAGGUCCUGAGCUCCUUGUCCGAGAGUGUUGCAAAUUACAGUGUAAUUUGUACAGAUAACGACCCAGUGAUUUCUACAUCCCGUAGAUGAAAAAAUCAUCAGCUGUAUAUCUCUCGGGUACUGGGGGUUUUGGGCACUGUUUCAUUGGCUACUGUUAUUUAUGUAUAUAGAUUGCUAUACCUAUUUGUGCUAAAUUGUUUAAUGUAGAUAA
Messenger RNA from Bolinopsis microptera, 4425 nucleotides. Its product is annotated as ATP-dependent RNA helicase DDX3X-like. The record is from RefSeq and is a predicted model, not a curated record. Gene Ontology annotation, biological process: cell differentiation; gamete generation. Gene Ontology annotation, cellular component: nucleus. Bases 8 to 2236 code for a protein of 742 amino acids. Gene Ontology annotation, molecular function: RNA helicase activity; ATP binding; RNA binding. The transcript is spliced from 17 exons. Lineage: Eukaryota; Metazoa; Ctenophora; Tentaculata; Lobata; Bolinopsidae.